Molecule: messenger RNA, 378 nt
Organism: Cryptococcus wingfieldii CBS 7118
Lineage: Eukaryota; Fungi; Basidiomycota; Tremellomycetes; Tremellales; Cryptococcaceae
Exons: 2
Coding region: 1-378 (125 amino acids)
Source: RefSeq, a predicted model, not a curated record
AUGUUGCCCGGUAUAAGAACAAAUACGCACACGAACGCUGCUGCGACCCUACGUAUUACAAUCACCGCUCUCCCAUUCUUUGUCCGUUCACAUUACGCCUCGAAGCUCCACUCGCACUACGCGAGCAACUGGACACUGACAGUCAGUACCACUGACCUUCCUCACCUCCCCCACUACUCUUCCACCUCCCCCCCUUUUUUAUCGCUCUUGAUGCCCCCUCCAAAGAAAGGCAGCAAGCCCAAGGCUACCCCUACUAGCACCAAAGGUGCACCCUCUACCAAAGGGAAGGCAGGUACCAAGGGGACAGACAAGUCCAAAACUGAGAAGGGGAAGGACGGCAAGCCCAAAGAUGGACAGGCAAAUAAGAAGAAAAAAUGA